Molecule: messenger RNA, 4229 nt
Organism: Condylostylus longicornis
Lineage: Eukaryota; Metazoa; Arthropoda; Insecta; Diptera; Dolichopodidae
Gene: ssp6
Product: putative mediator of RNA polymerase II transcription subunit 26
Exons: 3
Coding region: 1432-4092 (886 amino acids)
Molecular function (GO): protein binding
Source: RefSeq, a predicted model, not a curated record
UAUAUAUAUAUAUAUAUAUAUAUAUAUAUAUAUAUAAAUUAAAAGGAAUAUGAAAUAAGAAUCAAACGUAAAAUAUAUAUAUAUAUAUAAAAUUAUUAUACUCCUUUGUAUAACAAAUGUAAAAUUGGCAAAAAAUAAAACGACAACAUGUAAUACAAAAUAUGUAGAAUUACAAUAAUAAAAACACCAACCAGCAACAGCAACAACAAUAAUAAUAAUAACAAAACCAGUAUUAAAACAAAAAAAAAAGAAGCAACAAGAAAGUAAAAGAACAAGAUAAAUUAGAAGCAAAAACAACAAGGCUAUAAAACAAAAACGAAAAGAAAAGGAGAGAAAAUAUUGCAAAAAACACAAAAACAGCAACAAAAAAACAAACAAACCCAUAGAAUAUAAGAAAAUUUUCAUAUUAUAAAUUUUCAUACCACAUACUCUAAAAGAAGGACAUACAUACUCCUUUUUUUUUUGUUUUAACAUUUUCUUAAAUAUUUUUUUCUAUGUCAAUCUCCUAAUCAACGUAUACAAACUUCUAUACCUACUUUGUACUCCAUAUAAAUAUUAUCGUGUAUAACUUUUAUAUAUUACGAUAUUACAACCAUAGAAGAGAAUAUAAUAUGUAAAGGACAAAACAGCAGCAAUCCUAUAUAACCCCAAAUGAAUAAAUAUUACAUGUAUGAAGAAAUAUAUAUAUACAUAAAUAUAUAUAAAUACAAAAAUAUUUGCAAAAAAAAAUAUUAUUAUAAGAAGAGACAGAGAACUAAAUUCGAAUAAGAAAUACUAAAAGAAAAUAAUAAUAAAAAUAUAAAAACCCAGAUUGAGCAGAAUAACAUUAAGAACAACAAAAUAAUAAUAAAUGAGAACUGUGAUAAGAGAGUAGUAGUAUGACACAUAAGUAUAAAGAACAAAAUAAUAAUAAGAAGAAAAUUAUAGUAGCGGAACGAGAGCGGGUACCAAGCAAAAUAUUACAUUCAUACAUACAUACAAUAAAUAAAUGAGAUAUAAUAUAAACACCAAAAUUUAUGCAUACAUAAAUUAUAGUAUUACAUACAUACAUACAUAUGUAGUAUGAGGGAGAUUUUUAAUAUUAUAGAAAGAAAAAAAAAAAAAUUUCUAAAGAAAACCGCAAUUUGUUAAAUGCCAAAAAAUAUAUAAAAAAAAAAAACCAAUAUCAAAUAUUCCAAAGAAAACCAGAAGACACACAUAAAAAGAAAAAAAUAGGGAAACGGAACAAGGAUAACAGAAUUAUUUUGUUCUUUAAUAUUUUAUUUUAUAUGCUCCUCUUUUUUUUCCAAUAUACCCGAUGAGAGCAAAACCAUACCAAAUCAAAUUUUAUAAAUAAUCUAUGAUUAUAUUUGAAAUCUGUGCUUCAUUUUUUUUUAUAAAGAAUAUUAAAGAAAUUAAGAGAGAUUAACCUGUAUAUGUAUAUAGAAUAUAAUGGAUUCGGAAACGUGUAAUGUGCCAGGAUGCAGUAGUAAUAAUAAUAAUAAUAGUAAUAAUAAUACAAAUAAUAAUAAUACAAUAAAUAAUAGUAAUAGUAAUAAUAAUACUCAUCAUACAACAACAACAACUGGUAGUUUACCAGGUAGUUUAGGACGUGAUUAUCGUCAUAGACAAAAAAGUUCAGAUGCAAGUAGUGAUGAUGAAUUGGAUAUUGGUGUUAAGGCAAUCCAAACUCAAUCUUUGGAACGAAUCAAAUCAGAUCGAAAUGCUACAGCAACACAACCAGAAGAGGAUAGGCGUCGAAGGACAAUCAUUAUUGAAAAGAAAAAAAAUAGUUAUGGAUUUACAUUGCAAACUUAUGGCAUUCAUUAUCGAAAAGAGCAGGAAAUUGAAAUGAUUACAUAUGUUGAUUCAGUUGAAUAUGAUGGUCCUGCAUAUAGAGCUGGAAUGCGUGAAGGUGAUGUUAUAUUAUCAAUUAAUGGUAUUGAUAUGGAAAAGGCUGAUCAUAAGACUUUAGUUGAAAUAAUUAAAAAAUGUGAUAAUAGAAUGCGAAUGGUUGUACUUUUCGAAGAUUGUGUUAGAAAGGUUGCUCUUCAUAUGCGUUAUAUUCAUUUACAGAAUAAAUUACAAGAUAAAAUUAGUGAAUUAGAAAAAGCAUGUUUACAAGAACGUCAGUUAUUAUCUGGAAAAUGGAAAACACACAGUUUACCAGCACGUAAAAAAGGUACAGUAGCAGGAAUAUCAACUGGUUCUAUACAAGAUAAUGAAACAACGAAUGAAGAUGAAGUUCAGUUGCCAAUUUUAUAUAGGCCAGCAAUAUCUACUGAAGAUGUUGUAAACGUUGGUAAUUCUAGAACUCAACAACUUUUAAUACAACAACAACAACGUAGACAACAGCCACAAUCAGGAGAUCAACAACAAGUUGUAGUUCAACAACCAUCAGAUCAAUAUAUUGUCACAUAUCAGUAUAUUGAUCCUCAUUAUCGUUAUGUUCUUAAACCAUCCACAUCUAAUAGUAGUGGUGAAUAUUUUAUUAGUGUUGGACCGCAAAGAAGUCCAACGGAAUGUCAUUAUAUUUUAACGAGAGAUGGAGCUGACAUCUUUCGAAAUAUUGAUCAUCAAACAAAUGAUAGAAUAAUGCAUCAAGCAUUUCAAUCACAACAAACAACAAAACAACCACAACAGCAACAACAAAUACAAAUCCCACCAUGUAGUACGUGUGAUCAUGCUACAGUUUCUUCAAAUUCUGCUAUAAUGCAACAAAAUGAAGAUCCAUCUGUGAAAUUGAAACAUGAUCAUUCUAAUAGAAAUUCUUCCAAUCGUAAAUCAUCUGUUAAACAACACUGCCAUGGUCAUUCUUGUAACCCUUGCUUAGGCCGAAGAAAAUCAUUUGAUAAAGCUAAUGGCGGUGAAGAUAACACAAGCUUAGAUGCUUAUGAUUUAGCCAGUAGUCCGUGCUGUGCUGCUCAUUGUGUGCCAACUAGACGUCGUUCUAGAAAUUCGAAAGAACAUCAUCAUCAUCACCAUAAGCAUAAACAUCGUGACAAAGAUGGUAAAGAACGUCAAAGACCUAGAUCACAAUCACAUGCUUCUCCAGAUGUUACCGGUACUAGUGGAACUACUACUGGCGGAAACAAUCCAACAUCUACUCACCAUCAUCAUCAUCAUCAUCAUGUACAACCAAGUAAUAGUUCACAGCCACAACCAACGCAACAACAACAACAUCAAUGUUUACAAAAUCAACAUUCUGUUGCAUCAAAUUCAUCAAGAUCUAAGUAUUUUAAUUUAUCAGCAAAUUUGGCUAGUCACUGCAGUUUACAUAGCUGUACGUCUAGCGAUUUUGUUCCAGGCGAUUCUGCAUCAUACACAACAUCUUUAAGUACUGAUACAUUAUAUUGGGAUCCCCAAAGUGAAGGAAACUCACGGCAACCUUCUACUAAAUCCCGUCAAUCCACUCUUCAACAACAAGGUAGCGGUCAAAAUGCACAACACCAAAUGCAAAUUACUCAAGCAUCAGGUCAGAAAAGUCAUCAGUUUACUCAGCAGGGAAGCACAAUUUAUCAACAACGUUAUACAGCAUGCUUAAGACCAGCUCAGAUUCAGCCAAUUCAUCAGAUUUAUCAGACACCAGUUUGUGUUAGUAAACCUAAAUCAUGGGAUAAUUUGACGACAAAAGCAUUUGGUGGCUAUGGAUUCGGAUAUGGUUAUUUGGAUACUGUAGGUCCAAAACCAGCAUUAAAAAUUCAAAUUGGAAGUAGAGAUUCAAAUAAUAGUAAUACGGGUAGUAUUACUAAUUCAUCUUCGGCUAGUAAUACAAAAGAAAAUAACGGUACUAAUGAAACAAGUAAUACUAGUCAUCAACAACAGCAACAACAGUUGCAAUCAUUAACACGUAAAAAUCCACCAUAUGGACGUUAUUCAACUUAUGCAGAUGUCGAAAAUUAUGCUCCACCGCCAUCACAAUUCGUGGAAGAAAUUGUUACUGUGUUCGUUAAAAAAACUGAAGAAACUGUUACCGAAAAAUGUAUUCCAAAUCAAAGUAAUCAUCAUCAAUUGACACAAGUCGCAUCUGGUGUUAAUAUGUGCAAUAAUAGUGGUGGUAAUAGUAAUAAUACUAAUCCAUCAACUAACAGUAAUUGUAAUAAAAAGUGUUAAUAUCUAAGAACUUUUAAAUAAAACCCCAUCAAAAUUUACAUUAUAACCGAAAUAAUAUUAAAAAUCCAGGCCGAUAAAGAAGGAGUCAAAAAAUACAAGAUAUUUAUUAAUCGAUCAUUUUAGAAAAUUUAAAUACU